This is a messenger RNA of Didymodactylos carnosus, 354 nucleotides long. The record is from the annotation of a GenBank genome assembly. NCBI's taxonomy places the organism in Eukaryota, Metazoa, Rotifera, Eurotatoria, Philodinida, Philodinidae.
AUGAUAAGGCAUCCCGAAAUCAAAACAGCCACACCUAUCCCUCUUGAAUUACCGCGUGCGAAAAUAACACAAGCAAUAGUUGAUAAAUGGUUCAGUUUAUUUGAACAAGUCAUCAAUGAGAAUAAUUUAAUUGAUAAACCCUUCCAAAUAUUUAAUUGUGAUGAAUCGGGUUUUGUUGAUAAAACAGAUACCACAAAAGUCAUAGUAAGACCACCAGGUGCCGCAUAUAAUACAUCGAAAAACGGCUGGAUGGAAGAAAAUGUUUUUUAUGAAUGGUUUAAACAUUUAUUUAUUCCUCAAACUGCCAGAACACCAAAACCAAUUUUAUUAAUGUUAGAUGGUCAUACAUCUUAA